GACCGGAGGAUCCAGGAGCUGUGUUGGGCCCCAGCGAGCCUGGACUCAGUUGGCCACGGACGGCAGUGGUGAGUGGAGGUGUUGCGCUGCCCUGCCGCUCGUGUCCGUGACAUUCCCGCAAGAACCAACCCCAACCUCGAGUACGCUGUGCAGAACCCAGUGAUUUAUUCCAAACUAGUUCUCAAAUGCCACGUUACUCUGAUGUGCCCUGCACACAACACAAUAGAUGGAUUCAUGCAGAUUUGUACACACAGCCCCGUAAAUAAUUGAACACUGGCAGAAAUACGAAUCCAGCUGGUUUAUGCUGACUGAAGAGCCGAGUUUGGCGUCACUUAGCAUGUAGUCUACGGAAAUUGCUGCAGCUCCUGGCCCUCUGAUUAAAUACCCAUACAAGAGACCUGUAGUUCCGAUCACCCUAGGUAUGGUGGCCUGGUGGCUGGCGUGGGCGUACCUGCUCGACCUGGUACGGGCGUUCUGUCCCCCCGGCUGCACCUGUGAUGACGCUGCCCCCAGUGCUCGCUGCGUGGGCGUGGGUGUCAACGUAGUGCCUAUCCUCUUCAACCCAGGCUUGCGUCGGCUUAACCUGGCCCGUAACUCCAUCAGCUCCGUUGACGAAGCUCUCGUCUUCCUUGACAAGCUCGAGGAACUCGACCUCUCACACAAUCUUCUAAUUUCUGUUGGAAGUGGGAACUUCAAGGCGCAGUCUGCUCUGUUAGAACUGCGCCUGGCCCACAACAAUCUCACUUCCCUUACCACUGGGGCCUUCAGGGGAUUAGUGGAUCUCUCCACUCUUGACCUGAGCCACAACGGCCUCACUGACCUGCCUGUUGGGGUCCUUGACGACCUGCCGCAGCUCACAGUGCUCCACCUGGCACACAACCGCCUACACCUGCUCACGCAACAUACAUUUCGUGGAGUGCACAAUCUUCUGGUUCUUGACCUGUGCGACAACUACUUCAGACACGUGCCAGCAGUGGCUCUGGAAGAUCUGUCUUCCCUUAAGUCUCUACAUUUGUGUCGCAACCGUCUCACCCGCCUCGACUCCCUCGCUUUCCCUACUGGUACACUCAGCUUUCUCUCUCUCGACACGAACAACAUCGACUACAUAGACGAGAGAGCAUUUCACCGCCUGCAACAAUUGCUCAAACUAAACCUGGAUUGCAACACGCUUCACGAGGUGCCGACGAAGGCCCUGUCUUCAUUGCCUACUCUAAAUUUUCUUUCCUUAAGUAGAAAUAAGAUAAAAAAUAUCGGCCCAAGAGCUUUUAAAGGCCUAGGUCGUUUAUCGACGCUGGAGAUAUCACGGAGUCUCCACCUGGAGAGCGUUCACCCACUGGCUCUUGACGGAUGCGGAGAUCUGCAGACGCUUACCAUCUCCCACAACCCACUCCUGCGCCACCUUCCGGAGGGCCUCCUCACCUCUCUCCACAACCUGCGCAGCGUCGACCUGCGCGCUAAUGGUUUGCAGUCUCUCCCGGAAGCGGAAGUUCCAUGGAGUUCCUUGAAAAAGAUGGAUCUUCGAGACAACCCACUGGUGUGUAACUGCUCCCUGCAGUGGUUGGCUGAGCUCCUGGGAUCAACCAACACAUCCUUGGCUGCACCUGACCUUCAGUGCGCCGCACCUGACAAACUCAGGGGACUCUACCUAUCCAGGUUGGUGCCCAGUGAGCAGCUGUGUGGAGAGAAGGUACAGGUGGUGAUAGGCAUUGUGGUGGUGACAGCUUCGACAGUCCUCAUCCUCACACUCUCUCUCCUACUCUGCAGGUACUGGCGGCGACAACAGAGAGCCAAGUUGGGUGGCGGAUGGCCUCCUGACCCCCUCGCUCCGUGGCCUCCACAGGGGCGUCCGCCCCCCAACAGACACGUCAUGGCGGAGGAGUACGUCUACCAUACCCCAGCCUCCAUCACCAAGAUCCCUGUCACCAAAGUCUAGAGCCGCCAUUAUUUCUACGUUCGUGUGUGAAGGAUGAGUCCCUGCCCGAGCAUCCAUCUUCCUGACCUACCUUCAGAGCGUUGGGGGAUGGACAUUAUUAUAUUUAUACAGUGCAUGGAGUUGUGGAGGCUCGAUCCUCCGUCCGUUAAUACGCAAAAUAGCCUCUCUACUCUCGUAGACAGACAUUUGCUGGAGGUAAACAGAACUUCAAUUAAGAGGCUUGGCAAUGUCUAGUGUGCUCAGUACCUGUUAGAAUCCCAAAAUAAAAUGUUAUGAAGGUAGUGAGUAUAUACACAUGUGUGUGUCCAUAUUAACGUAAAUAAUCUUGCAUUAUUAUGUAUAUCUAUAUAUAUACAUUCAAGUUGAUGCAGUUAAACAACUCAAAUUACAAAAAAAAUGUGUAUUAUACACACACACACACACACACACACACACACUCUCUCUCUCUCUCUUUUUUAUAGUUCGUUUUCUUUAAAUUGUUAGUAGUGACGUGAUUAACAUGUUUUUAAUAAUAAAUGAUUUUUAUACACAUGACUUACACUAUCAUCUGGUCCCACUACACUCAGCUGGAGUCUUCAAAAUAUCUUACGCUUAUAUUCUAAUAUUGUGGUUGUUUAUAAUGCUUCUAUUAGUUGCAAAUUUGCUUUCAAAUGCACCAGUCAACGCAAAUCAUCUAUACGAUUAAACAUUUCUUUUUUUUUCACUUUGCAUUGUAUUGUUAAUGUUAAAAAGAGCGAUCUCAUAAAUAAACUAAGUAAGGAUAUGUAUGUAGUGAUGUGUUCCUUGGCUAGAGGGACUCCCUGUAUGAACACGUCCAGAACCCUUCCCAUCCCCUCGCUAGACUGUAAGUUUGUAGUGGUGAACUUAAUCCUCAUAUGAGUGAGUCAAGCUCUGGUUAUGCUGCAGGAUAGAUACUAGUGACGGUGGAAAUACCCGCACAUAGAGGGCAGCCAUACCCCUGGCUGCUAUACUGCAAGAUAGUCACCACGGUAACCCCCAGUAUGCCUGCGUCCAGGACUCUCCCUCACUAUUUUUUCUUUCAGGAUACUAGUGACGGAGGAGGUUUUUCGAAGAAGUUUUCAUCAGACUGUUGAGGUUGUCACUGUCAAAACUGAGUGAGACGUGAUGACUGACACUUGUCUUCUGAUAUAUUAUAGCCACGACACACUAGUUUCAAUGUUACUUUGUCUUUAUAUUACGAUUUUAUUUGUGAAUAAAUUGAUUUUUAUAUAGAUCAGAGACAAAUAUAUGCACCUGUGUGUUUUUUAGCCAUGUACAUUCAGGCAUGGUAGAAAUGGUAUGUGAUACAGACAGGUUGUUGAAAAAAAAAUGCGAACAUUAGGACAUUUCUGACUCAAGUAAUCGUAAUAACACGAGUGCCUUAAAGCUUAUAGGCCGGUGCAUUAACUGGCUGGCCGAGUAGUUAACACACUGGCUUUUGAGUUUUAGGACACGCUUGCCAUGGGUUCAAACCUCCACCUGUUUCAUGAUCUAUUUACUAGGGCAUUUCACUGGGAACGUUUGAGUCGUGGGACCUCGUUGUUGCAGUCAAAUUACUGAUGAGGUCGACUCUUCAGCAGAUACUCGCGCAUAUAUACUCUCUCCUUAAUCAUCAUGCACUCACAGUGCUGACUCUAAGUACCACUCACACAAUGCUAACUACCUGAGCCGGGAAGAUACAGCUCCCAGAUACUCUCGGUCACAGGGCCGAAACGUUGCCAAUGAAAAUGUUCCAGUGUUUGCAUUUUUAUGUCUUUAUCCAGCAUUCAUGACCUCUCGUUGGGCUUAUUUAUGUAACUGCAUUCACCCUAUCAGUCUAUUUUGCCGGAUAAAACGGAGUAUUGUCGACUGAUGCGAAGACAGACACGGCUGCAGAACAAGCUUUGAUUGAGACAACGUUACGUCAUUCCCUAAUAAAAGCUUUUCCUGCAUCUUAUGUCGUAAUUGCUUGAUAGGUGUUGUUCAGUUUGGCACGAUCCUCCAGUCAACUUUGUAACAGCAUCAACCCUCAUGCAACCUCUGUGUCAACCAUAUUCAACCGGUGUGCUAACCGUGUGUUAACCGUAUGUGCUAGCCAUGUGCCACCUGUAUACUACCCGUAUAAUGCCCGUAUACUACCCGUGUACCACUCAUAGUACGUGUCAUUGCCUCCAUUUUUUUUCACCGCUUCGUUAUUGCAUAGUGGGUUAGCUUCAUGAGAAUUCGCUUUAUGCGCCAUCGGCCAGGAACGCAUCUGUCGCAUAAAGCGAGGGUUCAUGUGAGGCGCAACGCUCGUGUGGGUCUCAGCGCAUGGAGUGGUGGAGACUCGACCCUCCGUCCACAGAUAGCGAGAUAAACUGUUCUCUCGCAGCAUGGCUAUCACCCCAUCCUGCCACCUCUCACAGCCUCAACAACCCUCCAAGCUGAUCUCAAGCGAAGGAAAUCACUUAUGGCUGCGUUUUUUGAGAACCUUAUGCCCUUGGAUAAGCUCCCACAGCCCCCGAAGGAGAGAGAACUGCAGCUUACCUAGGGUAAGCUCCAACGAAGCCGCUGGGAAAGCCACCUCGGUGAUAGCCCUCUGACAUCUUCCCCCGUGAGAAGCUGUACAACUUUACGGGGACGACAUUUUGGCGAGACUGACUCACUCUGUGGCUAAUUACCGGAGAGAAGCGAUAGCCGAGGUGACACACCGUGGGAGGUGACACCGCCCACGACCACACCUUGUAAGUUGGCCUGCAGUCAUGCAAUAGAAUUUCACAUCUGAGCAUUCCAGUUUUCUCAUACAGUGGCAAGGUGAUUAUUAUUCUGAGAAAUUACAGCGUUAAGUAGAACAUCUCGAGAAGUGGACUGUUAUAAGGUAAGAUAAGAUUUUGUUCGGAAUUUUAAUCCCGGAGGGUUAGCCACACAGGAUAGCCUAAGAAAGGCAGUGCGUUAUCGAGGGACUGUCUGUCUUGUGUAACAAUGUAUCGAAGAAGAAGAAGGAAAGAAAAUGAAAGAAGAAACAGAAGAAAGAAAAUUAAUGAAGAAAAAGAAGAAAAUGAAAGAAGAAAGAAGAAAACUUUAUUCGGAUUAGUAACCUGGGAGGGUUAAAUAACCUAGGAUAAUUCAAACUAAGGCGAGAGGCGAUUCAUUUCCCCUCGGGUCUAUCUGAAAGUCCUCCCAGAGGAUGAGAUCCACAAGAGUCGACUAACUCGUAGAUAUCUGUUUACUGCUGGUUUGGAAGGACGGAAGGUUUAAGGAGACUUAACAGUUCAUCCCGCCUCGUCCAGGGUUCGAUCCACAUACUUUCGGUUGGGACAAACGUGCUACGUACCAGUGUCGAAGUACACAAAUUAUCAGACUAGCAUAUGACAAACAACUUCAGUUAAUAUCUAACAAAUGUAAGAUGAAUUCCAGCGUCACAGUCUUAGACGUACUUCAUUGUGAAAAUCUUAGACGUACUCCAGUGUGAACAUCUUAGACGUACUCCAGUGUGAAAAUCUUAGACGUACUCCAGUGUGAAAAUCUUAGACGUACUCCAGUGUGAAAAUCUUAGACGUACUCCAGUGUGAAAAUCUUAGACGUACUCCAGUGUGAACAUCUUAGACGUACUCCAGUGUGAAAAUCUUAGACGUACUCCAGUGUGAAAAUCUUAGACGUACUCCAGUGUGAACAUCUUAGACGUACUCCAGUGUGAACAUUUUAGACGUACUCUAGUGUGAACAAUUAGACGUACUCCAGCCUCCGUCUCUUGUAUGAGAUACGAAUGAGCACUUAUCUAAGUGGUGUCCACCGAGGAAGUGUUUCUUCCACCACUUUAAAAAAAACUUGCAGGCAGACAGGUAAAAAGUAGUAAUUUAAGUAAUUGCUCGUUCAAGAAGACGGCGCAAUAUUCAUCAGCAGAGUAAACACAGUUAUUUAUGCCUCAGGAAAGUUUCUCUAUUAAAAACUUUUUGCCCCCUUGCAUGUGUCGCAGAGAGGGGAAAAUGCAGAUUUCCAGAUGAUGAUUUAGAGAGAACCUUGAUUACGAACGAGAGCAAUUUGUUGCUAAGUUGAUAAAUCUCUGUUGUAGACGUUAGAAAGAUGGAUGUAGUGAAGACAUGUCCGAAUCUGUAACUGUAGAACUUCAUGCUGAUGAAGAAGCGAGCUUAAUUUAGAAAAUUAAGCUUUACUCACACUGGUGAACCAGACGAAAUGCAACUGACGAUACUCUUGUAAUCAGACGAACCAAUUAUUGAGAUUAUAUUUAUGUAAAGUUUUAAACGCGCAACUAAAACCAAAUUCUCGUAGCCAGAUUUCCAUCCCAGAUGUUCCAAAUAAUACCACAGCUAGACCAGGUGACGAUGGAAUCCUGAUUCAGCAGACACAAGGAUUUCCAGCUUGAAAACGAAAUUCAUGCAGCAGAUCGUUGAUGCCGAGCAGUGCCCUUGAAGGCUCGAGUUGAGCUGAAUUGGUUCAUCACAGGCAAAGAGCUGGGGGUGUUGAUUCACUCAUGUUGAUAUCCAUUUGCUCAAUAAUGUUAGACUGUAAACACUAAGGUAAUGCUGUUCUGGUUCCCCGUGAUUGUCACAGCCAAGUCAAGUAGAUAGUGACCAAGUAGUUCGGAUGACGGUGUCCUGUCCAGUACUCUGCCACUUGUACACUACCUGUCUUAUACACAGUCUCACCUGUACACCGUCUGUCCCUGACACACCCUGUCUUACACACUACCUGCUUGUCUAACAUGUUACACAAGUAGCGGAGAACCUAUCAGGAGCACAAGCCUCCCUCAGCACCACUUGCACCAACACUCGUUUCAUCAUCCUUCUCUCUCCCACGCACACACACACACAUAUACACAAUAGCCACCUCUCUUAUGUACACUGUCCUCGGAAGCCAUCCAUAAGUUGUACUUUUAAAACGUAGCUCUUUACCCAACUAGUUUAGUGUCAGGCGACACCAAACUAGUUGGUACGACGCUCUUAUAAAUGCACACAAGUAAGGUGUACAUAACAACGGAGCAUUAAAUUAGGAAUACCGGCAAUAGGACACAAGAGUUGAUAAGCAUCACAACAGGUAUACUGACCCAUGCUCAAUGACUCCACCCUUCAGUGUGCUCACACAUCAGUAGCUCUCUCGCCAAAUGAGUACUUCCCCCCCCCCCACAUUGUUUAUAUAUCCGAAUUAAUCUACCUUAAAUCCGUCAAACUCAUGAGUAACGUUUGACGAAGACCUAAGAUUUCUUUCUUCUUCUUUUAGUUGGUCAAUUAUCUUCCUCAGCUUUUGUCAGAUGUAAGAAGAACAUCAUUCAACUGAGGCGAGAUAUUCUGGCUUAUAACACAGAGUAAGAACAUUGCUGUUAUCGUCCUCUGCUGUGUGUUGUUGCGUCCCAUCAAUACUUCAGCGUCUUUCACAUUCAUUUUUAUGGUUCCACUGUUCUUAUGUGCUGAAAUACUACAUCAUUAUUAUUACCCCCAAGUGUUACACUUGUCACAGUCGCCGCAUGGAAUAUUGUCGAUGCCAAGGCUCAUCUGGGUAUCUUCCGAAAAUCUUAUAUAUUGCUCAUAU
Cherax quadricarinatus is the source of this 7438-nucleotide messenger RNA. Its product is annotated as chondroadherin-like. The record is from RefSeq and is a predicted model, not a curated record. Gene Ontology annotation, molecular function: protein binding. Lineage: Eukaryota; Metazoa; Arthropoda; Malacostraca; Decapoda; Parastacidae.